Molecule: messenger RNA, 1817 nt
Organism: Pyrenophora tritici-repentis Pt-1C-BFP
Lineage: Eukaryota; Fungi; Ascomycota; Dothideomycetes; Pleosporales; Pleosporaceae
Product: GlcD, FAD-FMN-containing dehydrogenase
Biological process (GO): lactate catabolic process
Cellular component (GO): mitochondrion
Molecular function (GO): FAD binding; D-lactate dehydrogenase (cytochrome) activity; D-lactate dehydrogenase (NAD+) activity
Source: RefSeq, a predicted model, not a curated record
AUGUUCCGCCACCCAGCAGCACGUCUGAGGCAAAUAGUCUCGCCUCUGCUCAAGCGGAGUGGCACUCGAGCGCGGACUGGAGGCGAGCAGGCAUUCAAAUCCGGACAACUUCAAAGACCCUUCUGGAAUUCUGGGAGAGUCCUCCUCUUCUCUGCCGUCACUGGCACGACCACAUACUUCUACGGUGCCAAUGAAGAGCCUCAUCGACUCCCGAUGCCGUGGCUCAAAUCCGCGGGUCCCCAAUAUGCGUCCAAGUACGAGAUGGAGAAGGCACUCGUAGAGCUGAGACAGGCGCUAGGAGAGGAUGCCAUCAGUACAGAUGACGAGGAUCUGCACAGACACGGGUACUCGGAGUGGUCGUCUAUCAACAUCGACCAACUACCAGUAGCGGUAGCAUAUCCAAAAUCUACCGACGAAUGCGCAAAAAUCGCCAAAGUGUGCUACAAGUACAAAAUUCCCAUGAUUCCGUACUCGGGAGGAUCAAGCUUGGAGGCCAACUUCUCCGCCCCCUUUGGUGGCAUGAGCAUCGACUUUUCAUUCAUGGACAAGAUUAUAGCUCUGCACGAAGACGACAUGGACGUUGUUGUUCAGCCUUCCGUACCCUGGAUGAGCCUCAACGAUCAGAUCAAAGACUCCGGUCUAUUCUUCCCCGUUGACCCGGGUCCAUCAGCUCGGAUUGGAGGCAUGGUGGGUACCAGCUGCAGUGGGACCAACGCCGUACGAUACGGUACGAUGAAAGACUGGGUCAUCAAUCUAACCGUGGUGCUUGCCGAUGGCACCGUGAUCAAGACAAGACGUCGACCCCGCAAAUCAUCAGCUGGCUACAACUUGACCAACCUCUUCAUUGGCUCUGAGGGAACGCUUGGGAUUGUGACGGAGAUUACCCUGAAGCUGGCAGUAGUGCCCCAAGAAACGAGUGUCGCAGUUGUGACGUUCCCUACGAUACGAGAUGCCGCAGCCGCAGCUUCCAAAGUAUUGCGAAGAGGAGUGCCUGUGGCCGCCAUGGAAAUCAUGGAUGAGGUGCAGAUGGGUGUGAUUAACAAAGCCGGGUCAACAAGCAAGAAAUGGAAGGAACUCCCCACCAUGUUCUUCAAAUUCUCGGGAACCAAGGCAGGGGUACAGGAGAAUAUCGAGAUGGUAAAGGAGAUCGCCAAGCUACACAAGAGCGGAGAUUUCGAAUUUGCCGUAAACGCCGAGGAGCAGAAGACACUCUGGUCGGCGCGCAAGGAGUCACUCUGGAGUAUGCUGGCACUCCGCCGCGAAGGCGACGAGGUCUGGUCUACAGAUGUCGCGGUUCCAAUUUCACGACUACCUGAUAUCAUCGAAAUCUCUAAGAAGGAAAUGGACGAUCUUGGUCUCUUUGCGAGCAUCCUAGGCCAUAUUGGCGAUGGCAACUUUCACGAAAGCAUCAUGUACAACAGCAAGGAUCCCAAGGAGCGGGCGGCUGUUGAGAAAUGCGUCCACGACAUGGUCGACCGCGCGCUUGAGAUGGAAGGCACAUGUACUGGUGAGCACGGCAUCGGUCUAGGCAAGAAGGAAUCACUGCAGAAGGAGCUUGGUCUGGACACGAUCAAUGUGAUGAGGAACAUUAAAGGCGCAUUAGACCCGUACUGGCUCAUGAACCCGGGUAAGAUCAUGGACGCUCAGGCCUAGAGUGUGACUGUUCAUUCCUUCCCCUGGUUUCUUCGUCGAGCAUGCAUUGGGAGGGUGUCUACCAUUCUAUGCUGCAUAUGUUCUGUGUGUGCGAAUAGAUUUCUCAUAACUUUCCUUAUCAUUUUACGAAGUAUUUGAGUAAUGAAAAGUCUGGCUUCGCAAAA